Messenger RNA from Suillus clintonianus, 1866 nucleotides. RefSeq lists its product as uncharacterized. Gene Ontology annotation, molecular function: serine-type endopeptidase activity. Gene Ontology annotation, biological process: proteolysis. The transcript has 14 exons. NCBI's taxonomy places the organism in Eukaryota, Fungi, Basidiomycota, Agaricomycetes, Boletales, Suillaceae. The record is from RefSeq and is a predicted model, not a curated record. Gene Ontology annotation, cellular component: membrane. Bases 61 to 1590 code for a protein of 509 amino acids.
ACACUUAAUUUCUUUCCUAUACCACCACCUUCACGUCUUUCUGCCUUGCUUCUGGAAAUCAUGGCAUAUGUCGAUACAAAUCAUCCAGCUGGAUCGAACUUGCAUAUGGAUCCAUUUGGCGAUGACGGUCGGGUCAAACCCUUUGGCGUUUUAGAUGAACUACCGCAUGACGAUAGCAUGACUUUCACAACAACUACGAGUGGAAUUCCUGCCCUGGAUCCUUCGUCGUCCUUGCGUGGUGCAGGUCAAACGGAGGCCCAAUCUCUCAUCUUCAACUAUCGACGUACAAAGUCUCCUCUGCCAGGCAUACCAAGCCGGGAACCUACACCAUCGUUGUCCGAAAGAGAUGCACCAGUUUUCGGCGACUUGAGCGUCCCAUAUAAGGACGAAGAAACUUAUUCAACACGUCCAUCGUCUGUCGUCGGCCAGUCAAACGACCAUCUUGUGCAUAAUGCCGCAGAUAUGGGACGCUCAGACAGUUAUCAGGACUUGGAAUACGCAGAACCAUUAUCGGGCGAGGACUCAAAGCUUGUCGCAGACAAAGCAUCUCCGUUUCAGAAGGCUCUUGGGAUGAAUACGGGGAAGUAUCCUAUGGACCAGCGGAUCGAGGACAAGAAACGGGGCAUCGGGCGGCAAAAACAUCCUUUUGUUGUAUGGGCCUUAACAAUUGUCAUGAUUGGCAUUUUUAUCAACGAGCUAGUCGUGAACAGCAGAGCACAGGGCACCCCAGUAUCCUUCAAGCCAGUUGUAAACCCCAUGCUUGGGCCGUCGGAAAGUGCAUUAAUUAAUUUAGGUGCUCGUUUCCCGCCAUGCAUGAAAGUUGUUCAAGGACUCCCUUUAACCACCCAAAUUGCUUGCCUCAAUGAUACCGCAAAUCCGCCAGACCGGCUUUGUUCGAUCGAGGACGUGUGUGGUUUUGGUGGCUUCCAUGGUGGUGAGCCUAAUCAGUGGUACAGAUUCAUCACUGCCAUCUUCCUGCACGCGGGAUUCAUCCAUAUCAUCCUCAACAUGCUCGCUCAAUUGACAAUAUCUGCUCAAAUAGAGCGUGAAAUGGGUUCGGCUGGUUUUGUCAUCACUUAUUUCGCGGCCGGAAUCUUUGGUAACGUGUUGGGCGGCAACUUUUCACUGGUCGGCGCACCUUCAAUAGGCGCUAGCGGUGCCAUCUUUGGCACAGUCGCGAUCACAUGGGUGGAUCUUUUCGCUCACUGGAAAUAUCAAUACCGACCUGGUAGAAAGCUCGCCAUCAUGACAGUGGAACUACUCUUUGGUAUCGCUCUUGGGUACAUUCCUUAUGUGGACAACUUUGCUCACCUCGGAGGCUUGUGUAUGGGUCUUCUCGUUGGCACAACCCUGUACCCCGUCAUCAGUCCAACGAAGCGCCAUAAGCUCAUCAUGUGGGCUUUCCGGCUGGCAGCCAUACCAUUGGCGAUCGUCCUCUUCGUCGUCCUGAUUCGGAACUUUUAUACUUCAGAUCCAUAUGCAGCGUGCUCGGGUUGCAGGUACCUGUCAUGCAUACCUACUGCAUCAAACAAUCACUGUCAAGGUACAGGCUUUACCACUAAUACGACCACUGGCGGGUCGAGUAUUUGAGUGUACUCCUUUCGAUGUCAUACUUGAACAUUAGCUUCGUGCACUGCAUCAUCACUUCAUGUAUACCAAUGGACAGUCGGACUACGCUGAUAUUCCACUCCCCAGUGAUGACGAUGAGCGCUUGAAUAAGGACGCUAAACUGAAUAUGGCACAUUUUAUCUACGAGUGCAUGGACAUUAAUAACACAGAUGGGGUUGUUACAGUAACUGUAUAUCUGAGGUACCUCAGGCUAUAUAUACAUAGUGCGCACCAAAGUGCGUAUGCGUUUGAAACGGA